Molecule: messenger RNA, 809 nt
Organism: Raphanus sativus (radish)
Lineage: Eukaryota; Viridiplantae; Streptophyta; Magnoliopsida; Brassicales; Brassicaceae
Product: dormancy-associated protein homolog 3
Exons: 3
Coding region: 83-487 (134 amino acids)
Source: RefSeq, a predicted model, not a curated record
AACGCUUGUGAGAAGAAAGAAACAUAACUCGCGACCAAAAAAAUUUGCAGAUUCUUGAAAACUAUUAGGGUUGAUUUGAUUCAUGGGCUUACUAGAUCAUCUCUGGGAUGAUACCGUCGCUGGUCCUCGGCCAGAUAACGGCCUUGGCAAGCUUCGGAGACACCAUACCUUCAGUUUCCGGCCUAGCUCCGGCAAUGAUCAAUCGGACGGUGGAAGCGUGAGAUCGUACGGUGAAGUAUCACCAGAGGAGGCCGUGAAGGUAACACGCAGCAUCAUGAUAAUAAAACCACCAGGAUACCAAGGCGGUUCAGCUCCGGUUUCACCGGCCGGUUCAACUCCGCCGGUAUCUCCUUUCUCUGAGCAAACGCAGGAGGAAAGGAACCCUUUCGGUUUAGGAGAAGGUCGACGUCGGACGCGUUCGAUAAGGGAGCAGGAUCAGAGAAUGGACCAAGGAACUCUCCUCCUACUUACGGCCUGUGAUCUCUAAUCUCUAACUCAAAUGAGAGAUAGAAGAAGAAAAAGAACAGAGUAGCUCCCCAACACGCUUUCGUUUAGACGACACAUCAAUCAAGUGGUCCUUCCUUGCAUGCAGAGUUCGUGUUUCUUCCGUUUGUAGGCCUAAAGAGGUUCUCUUUUUGUGUGUGUUUGUGCGUGUAUGAGUUUGUUCUCUGUGUGUGUGUGUGUUGUGAAUACGUCUCUGUUUUUUUUUUCCUUUCUUUUUCUGUAUGUCAUCUCGCUUUCGCAGUGCUUCUACGUGUCUGUACAUAUUUGCUGGAGUGAUAAUAAAAAUAAGUAGAUGCUUAAUGUCA